Messenger RNA from Symbiodinium natans, 498 nucleotides. Lineage: Eukaryota; Dinophyceae; Suessiales; Symbiodiniaceae. The record is from the annotation of a GenBank genome assembly.
AUGAUCGUGGGGGGCGCCUUCUACGGCUACGUCGUGGGCAACAUCUCGGUGAUCCUUGCGAGCAACGACGUGAACUGGCGGGCACAGAAGGAACGGCUGGAACUCAUCGAGGCAUGGCUCACGCACCACCGCUUUCCAACCCAGCUCCGACGAAGGGUCUGGGCAUACUACAAGCAGACCGUGAACAGCCAGGUGUGCUGGGACGAUGCGACCGUCUUCCAUGAGCUGUCUUCUGAGCUCAGGGAGGAUGUCGCCACCUUCUUGAUCCAUCCGAUGCUGCCGAAGAAUCUCAUCUUCCGGGGGGUGCCCACCAGCGUGCUGAUCCGCCUCGUUGGGAUACUGCAGCAGGUGACCGCCAAGAAGCGCGACCGGAUCGUGCCAUCAGAGAAGUUCGCCAGGGGCAUGUUUCUCAUCCUCGACGGCGCCGCAGUCUUCGAGAAGGCGCUGGAGGCUACGGACGUCUUGAAUGAGGGCUCGGAGGUAAGCUCUGAAGUCUAA